AUGCGCGUGCUAUCACACUGGCAGUGCGCUAUUACUUUAGCUUUGGCUUCGUACUCCCUCGGUGGUCCUGUCCAAAAGCCCAACCUGGUCCUACCAGCGGGAUCGGAAGAACAUCGUGAUGCGGUUACCAAAAUCUUCGUUGACAGCUAUGAAGCAUAUCGGACGUUUGCGUUCGGGCAUGACGAUCUCUCCCCGCAGAGCAAGUCGUUCAGUGAUGGUCGCAACGGCUGGGGAGCAACAAUCGUGGAUGCACUCCCCACGAUGGUCAUCAUGGGGCUUGAUGAUUUAUUCUCCGAAGGGCUAAACUUCUCUAGCCGCAUAGAUUUUAGCAAGUCCCAGACAAGUGCUACCGUCAGCUUGUUCGAAACCACGAUAAGAUACCUAGGAGGGCUCCUAAGCGCGUAUGAGCUCAGCGGACAGAAAUUCCCUAUUUUGUUGCAAAAAGCGAAGGAAGUCGCUGACAAGAUGGCUUUCGCCUGGGUCGGAGACAAUAAGAUACCCUUUGGUUUUGUUAAUUUCACCACAAACACUCCCACUGUCGCGACAAUCAGCAUUGCUUCGUCUGGGACGCUCGCCCUGGAAUGGUCUACGCUAAGCAAGCACACUGGCAAUGAUACAUAUAGACGUCUUGCCGAGGGUGCGCUGAGACAAAUAGCUAUCCAGCCCGCCCCUCUCCCUGGACUUGCAGCUCAAGGAAUGGACCCAAGAACUGGCCAAUCUAUUGGUGGCUUUGUGUCCUGGGGAGGUGGCUCGGAUAGCUAUUUCGAAUACCUCAUCAAGUACGCUCGGCUCAGUAACACAGACGAUCCCCUCUUCGCCGACACAUGGGCCACAACAAUUGACUCUUCCAUCAAUACUUUGCUAAGAACAUCUACUGUUGGGAACUUCACGUAUCUGGCUGACUUCGAUGAGAACAAGCGGAUUCGACAUGUCGGCUCACACCUUGCAUGUUUUAACGGUGGUAACUGGAUCCUGGGUGGAAAGUUACUCAACAACCAAACGAUCGUAGAUAUUGGGCUGAAGUUGGUCGAUUCAUGCAUCAACACGUAUACCAGCACUGCUACGGGCAUUGGCCCCGAGACUUUUGCAUACAUAUCUGACGACGGGAGCUUCACCGGAAGUUCCAACAGUCCUUCGGCAGCCCAACUGGCCUUCAACGCCCAGCAUGGCUUCUAUAUAACAGGCGCGGACUAUAUCCUUCGGCCCGAAGUUUUGGAGUCAAACUUUUAUGCAUGGAGAGCAACGGGAGAUACCAAGUACCUCGAUAACGCUGUCGCAGCGAUCGAGAGCUUCAACAAGUUCUUACCUGCUACGGUUGGGUUUGCCGGGAUUAAUGAUGUCAAUAAUCCGAACUCGACGAAGAUUGACGACACGCAGAGUUUCUGGUUCGCGGAGGUGUUGAAAUACCUAUACUUGACAUUCGACGACCCCAAGCACAUAAGUCUCGACGAUUUCGUUUUUAAUACCGAGGCUCAGCCGUUUAUCGCCCCACAAGCGAAGGCAACUUACGGUAGUGGCGCCAUCCUAGGUUCAAAGCCGUUCAAAGCACAGGGCGGCGAAUUGCCUGAGAUCAGUCCGAAUCCAGCCCUCCCUACACCCCUCAAGGAGAUCAUCAAUCCAAUGCUCUAG
Messenger RNA from Pleurotus ostreatus (oyster mushroom), 1629 nucleotides. Its product is annotated as maturation of Asn-linked oligosaccharides protein. The transcript is spliced from 14 exons. The coding region runs from base 1 to 1629 and encodes 542 amino acids. Gene Ontology annotation, biological process: N-glycan processing; carbohydrate metabolic process. Gene Ontology annotation, cellular component: endoplasmic reticulum; Golgi membrane. Lineage: Eukaryota; Fungi; Basidiomycota; Agaricomycetes; Agaricales; Pleurotaceae. The record is from RefSeq and is a predicted model, not a curated record. Gene Ontology annotation, molecular function: calcium ion binding; mannosyl-oligosaccharide 1,2-alpha-mannosidase activity.